Messenger RNA from Lytechinus pictus (painted urchin), 9213 nucleotides. RefSeq names its product KAT8 regulatory NSL complex subunit 1-like. The transcript has 7 exons. Gene Ontology annotation, molecular function: histone acetyltransferase binding. The record is from RefSeq and is a predicted model, not a curated record. The coding region runs from base 912 to 5006 and encodes 1364 amino acids. Gene Ontology annotation, cellular component: NSL complex. Lineage: Eukaryota; Metazoa; Echinodermata; Echinoidea; Temnopleuroida; Toxopneustidae.
GCCUAUAGGGGGUAGACCAAUUGACGUAGAGGCAGAUGUUAAUGAAGUCGCCUGCAUUUUUUUGUUGUGAGAAUGGAGAUCAAUGCCUGAGCACGUCGCCAUAUUAUGCGAUACUUUUUUCGACGUCGUAGGUUGGCCAUGGAAGUCAAUGAUGAAUAAUGUGAUGUGUGUGAUUGUUGGAUUCAUUGAUUACCCAUGAGGAGUAUACGUUAGGAUGUUAAAUUUUGACAAGAGCAAGGAAAUAUGUUGAUCAAUUCGGAAAAUAAUGGGUGUAACCCGCAUGCAUAGUCCGAUCGCUUGUUUCACGAACGUGCGUGGAACCUGUCCAGGGGUCACGUGGUGUUGCUUCUCAUUACCGUCCAUGUUAUGAUUCUCAGUUUGCGAAACGUUCCGUUCAAACAUUCGUCAGUGCAACGUUGUUUUCAAUUUGACGUCUAAAACUGAUCCUCUUGUCGGUCACUGAAGACGGAAAACGAUACUCGUAAAUAUUGAUGGAGACCACCUUCCCGGCCUAAGCGCGGGAAAUAGCUAUACGUACGUUGAUCUGGUGUCUGUCACGUGUGGUAAUCGUUCGGCCUGUGCCUGGCCUCUGUUAUUGUUUCCAUUAUCGCCUGCCUCACCUGCGGCUUUUUUUGGAUGGACCGAUGUUUAUGAAGAGAGCGGGUUGAACAAACACAUAUCUCUAUACUAUAGCAUUAUUUGUGUUUUGGUAUUGCAACAUUUGUGCUAUUGUAAACAUAUGUUAAUUGUUAUCCUAGUAUUUAAAAUACAAAACAAUUUUUUAUCUCGUUGGACGGGUCGUCUUCGAAAGCUUUAAUUAGUCAUGUUCUCCAAUCAAUGGCAAGUGUGACGCCGUACAGUGGUGCCGUUCCCACGGUACCCUGUCCGCAUAGCGCUUCGCUUCCCGUCGCAUGUGGUCACAGUUCCCGCUGAGGCUAUGUAUGGCUGCAAUGGCUCCGGCACUGACUGAUGCCGCGGCUCAUACAGGCUCCUUCAAGUUGCCAGCUUCGCCUGCUAACCCGGGAAGCAGUGGUGGCCUGCAAGCAAAUCCAAAUCAGCCAACAAGCCCAGACUUGCCCUCAUUGGCAAAUGGUCAUUCUCCGGCAGUACCCGGUGGUGUAGGCAAGCAUUAUUCUCCAGGUUCGAGUCCCACCACUCUGUUGAGAAACCACGAGCCCACUGUAUCGCCAACUUGUUUCACCAUUCACACCCACUUUCUUGAGAAUAAUAAUCACAAGGGUGGAGAAACACUGACAAUUUCAGAGGGAAAAAAUUAUCAGGAAUUGCAAUCAAACCACUGUAACGGCCCGAUAAAAAACAAGUUAAAUUCAUUAAUUUCCACCAUCGGCUCAGGCCUGGAUCUAAACCUAGAUCUACUCGCGAAUGGUGAAAAACAUUCAAAGAAAAGCAUAUUGAAAACGAUGAACGACUCUGCCGCACCCUUGGCACAGAAAGAGGUAGACCUAGACCUGUUGAACGAUAAUCACCCUUCUACUCCACCAACAUCCAAAAUGCCGCCUCUAACAAUAUCAACUACUGGAAGUCCCAGUCCAACGGGUCCAAAACACUCUGUCGCUACUCACAUUGAAAAUAUCAAUAUACGAGAUAAUGGUGAUAUCGAUGAGCAUGUGGAGCUCGAUACUAGCGAUACGUCAAGCAGUUCUCUAUCGAAUGACAUGGAUAGUUCAUUAAGUCUGUCACACUCUAAUGCACUGACAACAGAUACAAGUCUUGAACAAGCCGUUGAUGACUGUCUUGAUCCGAAGUCAGACAAUGAGAGCGACUCAGAUGAAAGUAGUGUGGAUCUUUCUGCCACUACUGCAGAAAAAUGUAGUGGAGCAAGCAACAUUGUUGAAAAGGAGAAAUUCAAGUCCGUUAAUGUUGUUGAUAAGCUAGAAGUAGGAGGUGACAGGAAACCUAGAUUUAUGAAAGCAGAAGUGAAGCAGGUUGAAAAAUCUGUAUUCAAGGUUGUGAAUGAUAAUGACCAGAUGUCUGAGGGAAAGAAAGAAGCUAUCAUUUUGAUUCAUAAACAGUCGAAACAAGAACAUCGUGCAAAGUAUUUGAUGGAAAAGUUACGGAGAUUACAGACAUGUCACGUUGGAUCUCGGAUAUAUCAACAAAUAGGUUCCUUUGUAGAAUCAAAACAAUCCUGCAAAGAAGCUGCAAAUUCUGCUGGAAGUAGCAACGUUACUUGUGAAGAGUGCCGGAGGAAUCGUCUUCAGACGGGUAGUAGACCUGGCGUUCUUCCUAGAAGUAGUUCAAGUCAUAGCCAUACUUGUCCUCUACAUACAAACUCUUCUUCAGACCGGCAAAGACAUUCGAUAAGACCAUCAUGGUUACCAGCAGGAAAAAGAACUAAGCCAAGUACACAUAUUUCUCAGCACUUGCGAGAAGGGAAACAAGCAUAUCGUGAAGUAAAAUCUGUCACUGGAAGGCUUCGAGCAGGCCUUGGUCAUGUUGAAAGCACCAUAGAUUCAGACGUCACCGAUAGCAGCUCAGGUGGAGAAAGUUGUGAUGAAGGAGAUGACAGCUUACCACAAACCCAGGCAUCCCGUUCAUUUCACAAGAUGCCUCUUCACAGAAGAGCAUCAUGGAAAUGGGCUAUAGAUAGGUCAGCUAUUGCAACCAGAUGGACUUGGCUUCAAGCCCAGGUUUCAGAUCUGGAGUAUCGCAUCAGGCAACAAAGUGACAUUUUCCGUCAGAUUCGGGCUUCAAAGGGAGCUGUAACAUUGGGAGAACCUCCAUCACCAGAAGACUAUCUCCGAGCUCAGGCUUUGGCUCACAGGACAGGUAGAAAGUUGUCACCUCUUGAAACAAAGAUAGUAAUGUUGGAAGGAUCACACUCUAUGUCCCCUUCGAAUCUGUCAAGUUUACUCAGUAAUGUAGACAAACAAAGUGCAAAACUAAAGCAAAGUCUUCAGAACUGCAUUUCACCGACAUCAACACCAUCAUGUUCAGAGAAAACAUCACCAGCUAGACCUAUGAAUGGCCUAACGGACAGUGCAACAACAGUUGCAACACCUUCUCGAUGUGGUAUGAACGGUUCUCCCAGCUACCCUGGGAUUGUAGGACUAGACCAAGUUGUAGGUUCUCCAAUUCCUGUAGAAGAACAGUACUGUGCAAGGACCAGACCUGUGAGAUCAUUCCGAAAACGAAAACUCAUCCGAUCUACAGGUCUAUAUCAAGUAUGUAGCAAGUCUCAGAAGCUGUCCUCCGUUCAUUGUGGUUGCUUUCCUCCUCGUACCCCUUGUGUGAUGUGUGGCGGUCAGUUUAACAAUCUUGAACAGCAUGAUGCAGACCAAAUUCCAUCAGAUGAGAGGGUGGCCAGCCUCGAGUAUGCAUUCCAUUCUGUGUUGUCUUUCCCUGAAGAAAUUCCAUUGUCACUGCAGUUAGAAUCCCUACUGAAGAGUGGAGCAUGGCAAAGGAAACAUUCAUCCAGAUACCUAGGAAAGAAGAAACAUAACAGGUUGCCAAACAGAUCCCGAGUCAAGUUGCAUACCAAAGAUGGCAGACUCAAGAAGUUCCGUAAGAAAGAGAAACAUCAAAAGCAGUCGGCUGUCAGAUCAAGUGGAGACUCUUCAAGAAAAAGAGAGCCAGUAGUCAAGAAAGAGACGAGGAACAAAAGUGCUUUUGUUGAGAAUAAAGUUGAAAAAGAAUUAGGAUCAGCAAAUGAGGACGAUGAGGAUGAUGCUGCCAAGUCGAGGAAACUUUUGCAACGAUUGGCAAGACAGAAGUUGAAAGCCCUUCGUCAUGCCAGAAGUGAUAAAAUACUAUCACGUUCCCGAUCCCAGCCAAGUUCUAUUCCUGGUACACCCAAGAAUAUCAUGAAAAGCUCAGACUUAAGACAAUGUCGAACUGAUACCAAGAAUCGGCGCACCUCUGAUUUAGCAAAUGCUGCGUUGGAGAAGAGUAGAGAGAGGAGCUUUUCGCUGCCCAACAUUGAAGUUGGAGACCACAACUCUGCACCAACUACCCCUGCAUCAAAUGAAGCAAGGUCACCUACCCAUCUUUCUCAUUCACUUCCUUCUGCAUCUCUUCAUGGUAUUUUGCGAAACAAAAAGGGGAUGGUGGAAUCUUACGACAUUGACAACAUCGUGAUCCCAUACUCUAUGCUUGCAUCAACAAGGGUGGUUAAGCUUAACUACAAGGAGAUAGAUACACCUAAGUGGAGAGAACUGGAUAUGGAAGAAUUCAUGUCUAACAACUGCCAUGCACAUUUAGAGAAUGAAGGCAAAAGUGAGGAUGAAGAGGAAUUUUUUGAGGAAAACCUUUCAGAUUCUGAGUUUCUUGAACGCCAUGAGUCUUGUGAAUGCCUGGAGAAGCAGAAGUUUAUGGUGAGCUUUGUAGAUCAGGGCAUACCUGGCCGAAGAUCUAGACGUUCGAGGCACAGUAGCAUAGGCAGUGCUCCAGACCCCCUCUCUCCAGAUCUUCAUGCAGACCAGUUAUCAACAGGUAGGCAGUCCUCAACAUCAUCUCCAACACCAAGUCCUUCUCCAAUUACAACUCCUGAUCAACUAUCAAGCAGUACCACCAGCAGUAAUGUCUUCAACCUCAGUGGAAGUCGGUCACUGCGUUUCAGUGCCUUAGACCGUCGCAGAUCAUCAAGUAUGAGUGAAGUGCAAACACCGAAGCAUGUUGAAACCCCUACCCCACCAUCAACUCCUACCCCUAUGAACGCUGACUUGACUUGGGUAAAGAGAGAAUUUCCCUUGAAUAACAUUGAAAUGGAAGAGAUAGCCUCUUAUCCAUAUCCAGAAUCAGAACCCUCCACUCGUCCAAGCUCUCGUGCAAGCAAUGCCACUCACCCAGAGAGUGUGUUAUCAAGGACAGAUUCACAGGAGAUGAAUUUUUACAUGUCAGAUGGAGAUAAUUCAGAAACUGAACCAAUGGAAGUGGAUGAUCCAAAUGAUCCAGAAUGGACAGUUGUUGAAGAUCGGCAUCGGCCAAAAAAGCCAGAAGGCACAACUGUGAGUGAGAGCUUAGUUCUUAAGCUUGCCAAAAGGUGAAAGAGGGUAGACUGAUAAUAAAUGGAUCAAUGGGUUUUGUUAUUAGUUUGAGAAUCAUGGAGGCGAUGAUAUCAUAUUUUGAGCUUUAGAUAUCGAAAUGUGAACGAAAAAAAUAUCUCUUUCCAUAAGAUCUUUUGACCAGGGUUUCAGCAGGUUUAUGUAGUAAAUUUUGAAUUCAGUCAAAGGAAUCAGGUAAAUUGAAACAUGCAUUGUGCAACUGAAAGGAUGACCAGGAAGUAACUUGUAUUUAUUUUGAGAUCCCACUUCAAGGAGAAAGGGCCAAUCUAAUUAAUUUCCAUGUUCAAGUAGAUACUAAAUGAAUAACGGGUAAGCUAAAUCUAGGUUUGAUAAUGGGCAUGAUUUCCCCUGUUCUUAACAAAUUCACACCAUUUAUUGGUGAUCACUUCUAAAGCUUUCAAAGUCAACAUUUUGAAUUUAUGAAAUAUGGAUAACAUGCACAAUUGUAUGUGGUUUACAUGUAUUUGCUAACAUAACAGUUCUUAGGCAGCUCUAGAUUUGCUACACUGCUGCUAUGACAAAUAUUUUCCCGAGUUGAAAUGCUUGUUUCUGCUUUCUGCACUUUGUGAUGUUCAGUUGCCUCAAGCUUUGUAAUUUGGAAAGAUGUAAAAUCACAGUGCGUAUAAAAAAAAAGUUUACACGUUGAAAAAAUCCUGUAAAAUUAUACAUUUGUAAUAUCCUGAACACUUUUCCACAUUUUAACAUUGGUACAGGUCCAUUUAAUCAAUGACGAUAUAACAGUCGAAAAAUAUUUCCGCUUGAGUGAGCACCACCUACUUUUGAAAAGUUAGUGAAAAAUGAUUUGCGCAGAACUUUGAAAUAGUUAUGCGAAUAAAAAUAGACCUUAAUCAUGAAGAACACGUAUAAUUUAGCUAUUAAAAUUGAUUUGAAGAUAUCUUUUACCUUUUUUGACUUGUUUCCUUGCCCAAAACACUUCGAAGAGAGCAUUUCACCCCACCCCUCUCCCCCACACUCCGAGGCCAUCGUGACGAUAUUUGCUUUACACUGAGCUGUGAUUUACAUGGAAUGGCUUAAGCUUGAUUUUCAUUUUGUUAAUCAUUGCCAAGCUUGGGAAAAGUGUGGAGAAACAAGUAUUAAAUGAAAAAUGAAAUGUAAACCCACUUUCAAUGAUAAAAACUGAGUGAAAUAAUGCUGGAGAUGUCUGAUUUAAACUUUUGUUCAGAUUCAGUUAUGUCCUCAGAUCAAGCUGGCACAAAAAGGGUAAAGGUUGUGCUUACUAUGUGCUGAAAUUUCGAUUUGGGUGGCAAAAUUGUUACAAAAUGCUUGAAUGUAUCCGUCUUAUUUCAACUGACUAAAAGUGCAAGAGAAAUGUAUGAGAAAUGUUUCGCAGGGUAAGUUUGAUUUCGCCGUUUCCCCUUAACACAGCGUGAAAACGAGCAUUUCUGCGCAAACAGAUUUCUGCGAGCUUUACAAAAAUGGACAGUGCUCACUCAAAUGUAACAUUCUGACAAAACUUUUACUUUCAUUGGAUAGAUGAGACCCAAACCCAAGAUUAUAUGUGAAAAAAUUACCCACAUGUUGUAUAUUUUUUAAUUCCCAGGCUUUUUCAAAGUGUAAACUUUUUUUUGAUACGCACUGUAUAAUAAGGCAACAACCCAUUUGGAAGGAAGGGGAGGGGUUGUAUAAUCUCCCAAUUCAUUCCCUAAAAUGGGAUGCAUGCUUUUGCUUCCAUAUUUGAAAUUGGAGAGUGAUUAGUAAGUGCUUGACAUGUACCAAUGAUUGGUUCUGUUUAUUGCUCAUGGUUUUGAGAUAGGGAUAAUUUACCAAUCACUAGAUCUUAUAAAUCAUGUCAUACUCAUCAUUUGCUCGGGUAUUGAAACAGUCCAAACUGUUCCAAAUGUAUCUUGUAUGUGUGCUGUGGUUCUUACCAGUACCCUAAUGAUGCCUGCUAAGCAUGUCAAAGUAUUAGCAUGGCAAAUCUAAAGCUUCCUACAUGUGUUAUUACAGCGAUAAGAAGUUGAUGGAGAGAAAUUCAAAAUGCUGUUUUUAUUACAAAGAUUUUUUAAUUCAAUUUAAGAGAUUAAGUUAUCCCCCCCCCCCCUCCCCCCAAUGAAUUUGUAACUACGCUGCUGCACACACAAAAAUUGACCGUGUCACUGAGUUAUUGAGACCAAAUUUCCGAAAUUAUGCAACACUUUGUAAGUGCAAAUCAGACCCAAUAUUGCUCAAAAGCAUGAUGUCUUUUACGAAGUCAAUGCAAAAUAUGUUUUCAAACAGAAAUCAGAAAUGUAUUCCUCAAGCAGUAAAAUGCAUUGGAAAUUUAAUAUAUUUUGACAAUCUUUUUGUAGAUAUAAGUUUAAAAUUGCGGAUGUACUAGCUAUUUAAAGCGAAUUAAAAGCAAAAAUAUUAUUUAAUACACUUUGUCAUUAUCAAGAAGUUUUAACAAUAUUUGAAAUGUUUACUAUAGUCUUGUAGUUUACAUCCAGUUUUUUGCAUGUGCAACUUUUGACGACAAUCGCGCAAUCAGCAGCCUGGUCUGAAAUAGCCCAGUUGAAAUUGUGGGGGGGGGGGGGGCAUAAUGGACCCUGCUUGAUAGUUAUGCAUAAUAUCUGUAACAUCAUAUGUUUGCACUGCAUCUUUUCAGGACAUAUAAGACCAAAUUUCUGUCGCCCAGGUACAGGGAUCCGAAAUGUCUUCUACAGAUUAAUAUGGAUGAAUGCUCAAUAAUUUAUGAAGAAUUAGAUGUUGCCUCUUAUUGUGUGUUUUUAAAGGAAAUUCAAAAUCUUCAUAUUUGUUAUUCACCUCAUUACAUUUCUGCACAUUGUACGUUGAAUUACUAGGUGACAGAGUAGCAGAGUCCCCAUAUUUCCUACAUAAUUUUUAUUGUACUCUUAUUCAAUGAAAUCUAAUGUGACUCAUUUAAAAAGAUAACAUUCUAUAACCAAUAUAUAUGAUUGAAAAUUUGGUUUAGCUGGCAUUAACAAACUUCUUCUGAACAAAAAAUACAAGUAAGUGGGAAAAAAAAUAAAAUCAGAUGCUUUUUUGAACCACAUUUUAAAUAAAAUAUUUCCCUGUUUGUGAUAUUGAUGCAAUAAGUAAUCAACUGCACUUGAGUUACAUUUGUUUACAAGUAUGUAUUAAUUGAUCCAUAUGACCUUCUAAAUAUGUGUAUUAUUUCCAGGAUGUUUUAUGAUGUGUGGAGCUUUUAAGAUGGAUGACAUCCUUUGCUGUUUCAAGAGGUUACCUAAAUGUACUAAAAUUCAAGGUCCAGGAGUUCAGCUGUACACUGUAAUAUUGCACAUGAAAACCAUUUUAAUGAAUUGGAAUGUAUAAAAAUGUGUGCAUAUACAUGUAAUAUCACUCGUACCUGUAGCUGUUGACUUGGCUUUGAAUGUAUUAGCUCUGGAGCUCUUUGUUAUUCAACCAUGAUAUUCAUGCUGUAAAUAUGAUAGACAAAAGACAAAAUUAAAAAGAAAAAUGAGUGUUGUGUGCCUACCUAUUGUAUAUAUAUAAAUAUAUAAAUGUAUCCCAGCAUGCCCUUGCAAGAUGAUGCCUCGGAGGGUAGAUUUUUUUUUCUCUCGGUUUCUUGAAAGUUGUCUAAUUGAAAAAAAAAUACAGGUAGGUUGAUUAGAGGGCUCCAAGAGGAAUUGUUUUGACUAAAAAUGUGUACAGCCAGUUCAACAAUGUUGUAUUGUAAAUAUGGACAGUUUUGUAUAUAUUCAUUCUUUUGGAAAGGGGUACUUCUGUGUGUGUCAUCAUAGUCCCAUUGAAGCUCUGAGAAGGAAAAUUAUACAAAACCAAGAUGAUCCUCUUUUUUUUUAUAGAUGGAAUACAUGGGAAAAAUGGUGGAUUGGUUGUUUUGAGACACUAGUUGGGAAGAAUUUCAUGCUGUUGUACAUGUAUAAAGUUGUAAUCUUAUUUUAACGUUUUAAGAGUUCUUAUCGUUCAUGUACUGUGGCGCACAUUACAGGCACGUGAUGUGUUUACUUGUCUUUUUAAAUGGUUACCAGCAGUGCUGUCAUACCAUGUGUUACACUGAGAAUAUAUUUUCACCUAUCCAAAGUCUACCACUAAAUAUUUGGUGAUUUGCUAGUCAGGAACAUGUACACUGUCUUUAACUGUAAGAUAAAGCAUGAUCACAUGCAUUCACACUUGUACAUCUAGCAGAUUGUUUUCUUAUGAAAUAGAAAAUAAAUGAUGGAUGGAAAAUGUGUAUUUGACUAGUAAA